AUGGCGCACAAUCCAGGAGGAGGGGAGCUAGAGGAGGGGACCGCCUCCAACAUGGGUGCAGAACAGGCGAACGCUACAGAGAAGAAGGAGAAGAAGAGACGGAGGGACAAUGCAGAAGAAGCAGAGGACACAUUCCUGCCAGUCUCCAACAUCGCGAGGGUUAUGAAGAAAGCGCUGCACAGCGACACGGUCGUUGCCAGAGAGACUAUUGAGGCUGUCCAGGUCUUCCUCUCUGAAAUGGUACCUGCCGCUGCUGCCCUCCUGCGAGCUCCGUUGAGAGCUACUCUUCAGGUCAUGGUUGUAGUCGGGGAAGCAACGCAACACUCCCUGGAUGAGAACAGGUGGGCCCUGAGACAGCUGGGAAUGGAGGUGUACAACCAGCCGCUGAACGAGUACUUGCAUGCUUAUCAGAUGCAUCCAACCAAGAAGGAGACCGUCCUGUCCAACAACGCCAACUGUCUCAUCAUCUUCCGCGACUGCAAAGACGUGAUCUUGCAGAGGAAGGCGAAGCUGCUGGUGCAGGGGAGACUCUACGGCCUCCAGCCCUCCAUGGUGACAUGGCUGCCGCGGCAAGCGAUGAGAGUGCUGGUAGAGCGCAAGGUAGAAGCGUCUAGGAUGGAGGAGGAGGAAGAGGAGAAGGAGGAGGAGGAGUCAUGUGGGGUGCGGACAGGGGAGACAUGGAGUCUGGCAACGGAUGCUUCAAGUGAGACGGAGGAGAGCGACGAGGAGGAGGAGGAGGAGGAGGAGGAGGAGGAGGAGAUCGUACAAGUCAUCAGCAUGCGAGAGCUGCACGCGCUGGAGAAGUCCAUCACAGCAGCAGAAGUGACGAGCGUGACGAGUCAUACAGCAUCCUGGGAGUACCUUGAAAACCCGUUCGGCCAGCGGCUGCUGCAGCUGACGCUGAUCGGAGCUAGGUUGAAGUAUCAGGGUUAUGGACUUGCCCACCAUCUCCUGAAGGUGCUGAAAGAUGCUGAUGUGGUGGGGAGAUGGGAUGCCCUGAUUGUUUGGGCGGGAGUCGAUGCGAGAGAAUGGUUCUUGAGGCAGGGGUUCACAGAUGAUCGCAUUCUCAACUCUCGCUACGAGAAGUUCGUUCCAAAGUGGGAGGACAGUGUUCUGAUGUCGAUAACAUCAGCCACCGAUGCUACAGAUUCAGACAUCGACGUAAAGAUCGAGAGGAGAGUGCCUAGUCGCGAUGUUUCCCAGCUGAGAACUCAGCAGGUGGAGGAGAAAGAAGGAGAUAUUGAAGCAAGUUUCUGCAAGUUGGCUGCCUUCGAUGCAAGGAUCCUCGCAUCCGGACUGAACGACUUCCCUGUCAUGAAUAUGUUCUGCUCCAUGACGUCGAAACUGGAUGAUGCUCUUCACGCUGGGAGGCAGCUGGAAUCGGGGGAUUUCGAUGAUCCGAACUCAGCCAACAGCUUCGGCAUCGGGUUGUAUCUCUCAUUGCAUGGGAGACAAGCUAUGAAGAUGAGCGGGGAACUUGCGAGAGUGGUAGUUUUCAAGGAAGUGCAGCAGCAGCAGCAGCAGCAGCAGCAGCAGCAGCAGCAGCAGCAGCAGCAGCAGCAGCAGCAGCAGCAGCAAAGUGGCAUUGGGAAAUACAGAAACUCAGUUAAAGCAUGA
Molecule: messenger RNA, 1617 nt
Organism: Guillardia theta CCMP2712
Lineage: Eukaryota; Cryptophyceae; Pyrenomonadales; Geminigeraceae
Exons: 19
Coding region: 1-1617 (538 amino acids)
Biological process (GO): regulation of transcription by RNA polymerase II
Cellular component (GO): CCAAT-binding factor complex
Molecular function (GO): RNA polymerase II cis-regulatory region sequence-specific DNA binding; DNA-binding transcription activator activity, RNA polymerase II-specific; protein heterodimerization activity
Source: RefSeq, a predicted model, not a curated record